This is a messenger RNA of Xiphophorus hellerii (green swordtail), 1645 nucleotides long. RefSeq lists its product as uncharacterized. The record is from RefSeq and is a predicted model, not a curated record. Gene Ontology annotation, cellular component: external side of plasma membrane. The transcript has 7 exons. Gene Ontology annotation, molecular function: signaling receptor binding. Gene Ontology annotation, biological process: regulation of cytokine production; T cell receptor signaling pathway. Bases 535 to 1428 code for a protein of 297 amino acids. NCBI's taxonomy places the organism in Eukaryota, Metazoa, Chordata, Actinopteri, Cyprinodontiformes, Poeciliidae.
CCUCGCCAAGGUCGUCACAAAGACUCGGACGGAGAGGAUCUCGUUCGAGGGCCAGAAGGUCGCGUCAACGUUGACCUCUACAGGAGAUCCCAGUCGGGCCCAGUGGAUCUCUGGGACAGGAAGAGGACAUCUGAUGAAACGCCUCCGUCUGCCCAAGUCCAUGAACGAGUCCCUGACCCGGUUCCAGCUGGUCCUGCAGCCGGGUCUGAAGGCCACGCCAAGAGCCAAGAAAGAGGCUUUGACCCGACUCAGGGGGGUCAAGGCCUUCCUCCACUUUAUGUCUGUGGGAUACUUGAGGCUGUCGGACUGGAGCUUCUUACACAAUGUGGCCAGGAUACGUUGCUGGGUCAAGUCCAACAGGUGGAGGUGGAACCAGGGGUGGAGUCUGUCCUGCUGCCCUGCAGAACCACAGAGGAUCUGGAUGGAGACGUUAAGGUGGAGUGGAGGGACAGAUUUAACUGGACGGUCCAUGUGUAUCAGAACGGUUCUGAUCAGCCUGCAGAUCAACACUGGCUCUACAGAACCAGAACCAAGAUGGAUGAAAACCCGCUGAGGACUGGAGACCUCGGUGUGACUCUCAGAUGGCCCAGUGAUGGAGACAGUAACACCUUCACCUGCAGCGCCUCCAACAGGAAGGGAGAAAAACUGAUGGAGAAACAAGUGAAGCUGCAGGUCACUGUCCCACAGGUGGAGGUGGAAUCGGGGGUGGAGUCUGUCCUGCUGCCCUGCAGAACCAGAAAGAACCUGCCUGGAGACGUUAGAGUGGAGUGGAGGGACAGAGACGACAAGACGGUCCAUGUGUAUCAGAACGGUUCUGAUCAGCCUGGAGAACAGAACAGAUCCUACAGAACCAGAACCAAGAUGGAGGAAGAUCCACUGAGAACUGGAGACCUCAGUCUGACUCUGAGACGACCCACUGACGAAGACAGCAACAUCUACACCUGCAGCGUCUCCAAAGGGGACGGAGACAUCCUGAUGAAGAAACAAGUAAAGCUCCAGGUCAAAGUCUGUCAGGUGGAGGUGAAAGAGGGGGCGGAGUCUGUCCUGCUGCCGUUCAGAACAACACCUGACCUGCCUGGAGACGCUACAGUGGUGUGGGGACGUAUUGAUCCAGAGCCAAAAAGGAUCGUUCACAUGUACUACAGCAGUUCUGAUCAGCCUGAUGACCAGGAUGAGUAUUUUAGUACCAGAACCAAGAUGGCUGACAACCUGCUGACAUCUGGAGACCUCAGUCUGACUCUGAGGCGUCCCACAGUGAGAGACAGUGGGCAGUACGAAUCCUGUAUAGAGAGUGGGCAGAUCUGGAGAAAGAAAAAGGUUCUGCUUAAAGUCAAAGGGACUGUCCCGGUCCAGGACCAGCUGGAGGACAUCAGGACCAGACGUGGUUCUGUUGAUCCGACUCCUCUCAUGACUGAAGAAGCUGUUUGAUCGACAUAUUGAUCAUUGACUGUAAAUCCAUCUGACUUUGGAUCAGAGUGAAAUCUCAGGAUCUGGCAGGAUGAAAACUAUUUUUAUUUGCUCAGUCUUAGUGGGCAUCGGCACCAGGUUGGUGAGGUGUGUGCUAGCAGCAGAAAUGUCUCCUGGUCUUCAGCCAAAGACUAAAGAGAAAUCCUCCAACACUAAAAUCUGACGCCUCCAUCUUGUU